CUUUUGCCGAUGCAGAGCCAGAACUCUAUGAGCAACCGGAAACUGUAGACAUCACAGGCGAAAUCACUGGAAACCCUUUCAACCACGUCAUAAAUGGUCAAAAAAAUACGAUAAAACUCACUUUUGACAACAAAGGGGAAUCCAAUUAUACCGUCAAGCUGGUCGGUGGUGUUUUGGUGGACAAAGACAGACCAAAUGAUAUCUAUCGAAAUCUUACGUCUUACCAAUAUUCCACCCCCGCCCCCGCGAUGGAUCACGUCGAAGUCAAAUAUACCUUUUAUUCCGAAUUUCCGACGCAAGACUUGGGUCUUAUUCUUUUUGUCUUCUUUGUUGACGAGGAGAAGCGCCAAUUUAGAGGCGUUGGAUUUAAUGAAACAGUCACCGUUGUCGAACCUGAACAGUCCUUAUUUGAUUUACAAGUCCUUUUCUUGUAUCUUAUCCUUUCUGCAAUUUUUUUCGGUAUUGGAUAUCUGAUUUUCCAGGCGUUCUUUGGUGGAGCGAGAUCCAAGAAAGGAAAAAGACGACCUCCUGUUAGCAGACCCGAAGAUUCAACUACUGGUACAAGUUCAUCGUCAGACGUGAAAUAUGAUGAAAGCUGGAUUCCCGAGCAUCAUUUGAGACCCAAUUCGGGUAGAAAUAACUCGCGCAUCAAAAAGAAGACUGAAAAGGUUGAAAAAGUUGAACCCAAAAAAGACGAAUAA
Messenger RNA from Acaulospora morrowiae, 701 nucleotides. NCBI's taxonomy places the organism in Eukaryota, Fungi, Glomeromycota, Glomeromycetes, Diversisporales, Acaulosporaceae. The record is from the annotation of a GenBank genome assembly.